AAUUGUUUUUUUUUUCUUUUUAUUUCUAUCACUAUAAAUACACAUCUAUUUUUAUUUAUUUGUUUAUUUAUUCAUUUUUAUUUAUACAUAUCUACAAUUAUAUUUUAUUUGUUUAUUUAUUUGUUUGUUUAUUUAUUUAUUUGUUUAUUUGUUUUUAAUCAAAUUUAAUUAAUACAAUGCCAAACGAAAAUCCAUAUGAUUUUGGCGUUUUAUCAGUCCCAGAUGAUUUGGAUAGAGAUAUAGAAAAAUUAAGAAAUAUUUUAUGGGAAUCAAUUAAAGAAUUAGAAGAAGAUGGCGAAGAAAUUAUUAAAAAAGCAUCAGAGUUAAUAUUAGAGACCCCACCCAGUGAAAGAACUAAAGAAUUUAUUGACCAAUAUACUCAUAAAAUAUCAUCGCUUUCAAAUGUAGAUUCAUUAAAGAUUUCAAGAAUUUUCUCCCAAUUUUUAAAUUUAAUUAAUGUUGCAGAACAACAUCAUUUAAUUCGUUCAGUUCGUAAUACAUUUUUAAAUGGUGAACAACUAAACUAUUCAUGCGAAGAAGUAUUUGAACAGCUACUUUCAAAAGGUUUAACACCUGAUCAAGUUUAUGAUGCCAUUUUAAAACAAAAUAUCGAAUUAGUAUUAACUGCUCACCCAACUCAAAUUAUGAGAAGAACUAUGAUUUCGAAAAACAAUGCAAUUGGUGAAGCUUUAGCUCUUAUCGAUAAUAAAACAUUAACAGGCUUUGAAAGAGAAGAUGCAAACAAAUCAUUAUUAAGAGAAAUUGGGGGCUCAUGGUUAACCGAUGAAAUUAGAAGAAGCAAAGUUACUGUUGAGAUGGAAGCCCAUGGUGGUUUUUCUGUUAUCGAACAAACUUUAUGGCAAGCUAUACCAAAAUUCAUAAAGAUUUUAGACCGUUGUUGUGAAAAAUAUUUAAAAAAGAAUUUACCACCCGCUUUUGUAAAUGUUAAAAUCGCAAGUUGGAUGGGUGGUGAUAGAGAUGGUAAUCCAAAUGUAAAUGCUGAAACCACUAAAAGCAUUUCAUAUUUCUCUCGUUGGAUCGCCUCCACUCUUUACUAUAAAGAAAUUGAUGCUCUCUUAUUCGAAUUAUCAAUGAUCAAAAAGAACAAGAAAUUAGAAGAAUACUCCAAGCAAUCAAUGGAAAGAAGACAAGGCAACAAACUAAGGUAUUUAACAACUCUUUAUAAAGAAUUUAAAGAAGGUAUUCCAAGCAGAGAAUGUUAUCGUAUUGUUUUAGCAGAGAUUAGAGAUAAAAUGUUAUUGACCAAAAGAAAAUAUGAGGACCUUAUUGCUGGUCUACCAGUCAACUAUGCCCCAGGAGAUACCUAUGAAUAUGCAUCCGAGGUUUUAGAACCACUUCAAAUUUGUUACGAUUCUUUAGUUGAAGUUGGUGCCGAAUCAGUGGCCAAUGGUCGUCUUUUAGAUAAUAUUAGACGUUUAAGUUGCUUUGGCUUAACACUUUCAAAGAUGGAUAUUCGUCAAGAAUCAAGUAGACACACCGAUGUAAUUGACUGUAUUACUCAAUAUCUUGGAUUGGGUAGCUAUAGAGAAUGGGAUGAAAAGAAGAAACAAGACUUUUUAAUUUUAGAAUUGGAAAACAAGAGACCAUUGAUUCCAGAUGAUUUACCAUGCUCACCUGAAGUUAAAGAGGUGCUAUCAACAUUUAAAAUGGCAGCUAAUCUUUCAGAUGAAUCAUUAGGGGCCUAUGUUAUUUCAAUGUGCCAAUCCCCAUCCGAUAUUCUUGCCGUUCAUCUUUUACAAAAAGAAGCAGGUAACAAACACCCACAAAGAGUUGUUCCAUUAUUUGAAACUGCUACCGAUCUUGACAAUGCACCCAAAACAAUGGAGGCCCUUUUCAAAUUACCAUGGUAUAUCAAAGCAAUCAGUGGAGAACAAGAAAUUAUGUUGGGUUAUAGUGAUAGCGCUAAAGAUGCAGGUCGUUUAACAUCUGCAUGGGAGUUAUACAAAGCUCAAGAAAUUUUAGCAAAUUUAUGUGAUAAAUUUAAUGUCAAAUUAACUCUUUUCCAUGGUCGUGGUGGUAGUAUUGGUCGUGGUGGUGGUUCAGCUCACGAAGGUAUUAUGUCCCAACCUGGUGGUUCACUUAGAGGCACCAUUAGAAUUACUGAACAAGGCGAAACUAUCAACUCUCAUUAUGGACAAUUGGGUGUUGCAUUACGUACUAUCGAACUUUAUACAACUGCUGUUCUUAAACAAACAUUAACUCCACCUCCACCACCAACCGAUAAAUGGAGAGAGAUAAUGGAACACCUUUCCAUGGCAUCAUGCAAAAAGUAUAGAUCAAUUACUAAAGAAAAUCCAAACUUUAUUAAAUAUUUCCGUACAUCAACAGUUCAACCAGAAAUGAUCCAUUUAAAUAUUGGCUCCCGUCCAUCUAAACGUGCAGCCCAAUUCUCAGUUGACUCAAUUAGAGCUAUUCCAUAUAUCUUCUCUUUUACACAGAAUAGAUUAAUCCUUCCAGUUUGGUUAGGUAUCGAAGAAGCCAUCAAAGAAGCCAAAUCUAAAAACUGGGAAGAUAAUUUAAGAACGAUGUACAAUGAAUGGCCAUUCUUUAGAACCCUUAUAGAUUUAGUUGAAAUGGUUCUCAUGAAGACUGAUCCACAAAUUGCCCAAAGAUACAACGAACUAUUGGUACCCUUUGAAAACCAAUCAUUGGGUGAAGAGUUGGUUAAAGAACUUCAAAUUACUAUUGAUGCUGUUCUUGGUCUCACUAAACAUAAAACUCUUCAAGAAGAUAAUCAAAUUCUUCAACACUUUGUAUCUAUUCGUCGUUCCUACAUGGAUGUAUGUAACUAUAUCCAAGCAGAAACCCUUAGACGUUUAAGAUCUUCUCAUGUCGAUUCCCAAGAUCCAUUAUUAGUUGAUACACUAAUCAUCACUUUUAAUGGUAUUUCAUCUGGUAUGAAAAAUACUGGUUAAUAAUUUAAAAAUAAAAUUAUAAUAAAAAUUAAAUAAAAAUAAAUCUAAUAAUAAUUUAUAAACAACAAUUAAU
Molecule: messenger RNA, 3009 nt
Organism: Dictyostelium purpureum
Lineage: Eukaryota; Evosea; Eumycetozoa; Dictyosteliales; Dictyosteliaceae
Exons: 2
Coding region: 177-2936 (919 amino acids)
Biological process (GO): carbon fixation; tricarboxylic acid cycle
Cellular component (GO): cytosol
Molecular function (GO): phosphoenolpyruvate carboxylase activity
Source: RefSeq, a predicted model, not a curated record